Molecule: messenger RNA, 1693 nt
Organism: Nilaparvata lugens (brown planthopper)
Lineage: Eukaryota; Metazoa; Arthropoda; Insecta; Hemiptera; Delphacidae
Product: leucine-rich repeat-containing protein 59-like
Exons: 4
Coding region: 1-993 (330 amino acids)
Molecular function (GO): protein binding
Source: RefSeq, a predicted model, not a curated record
AUGUACAGAACUGUGACUGUUUUCACUGUUUUGAAAAAAAACUUUGCGCCUUCCCUGACCCACCUGGUCAAGUUGGAUCUGUCGAAGAAUCAGCUGACCGCGUUGCCUGACAAUUUCGGCCUGCUGUGUAACCUGAAACACCUCGACCUGGAGAACAACCGAAUCACGGCGCUUCCUCUCUCCUUCGGCAAGCUGAAGCACCUGCGUUGGCUCGAUUUGAAGAACAACCCGUUGCUGCCCAAACUGGCAGAACUGGCCGGACCUUGCAAUGAUAGUGCGCAGUGCAGCGCUGCUGCCAAGAGUGUGGUGCAGAUGUUGGCCCUGAUGCAGGAUCAGGUCGAGGUGGAGAAGAAGAGGCGACUGGAGGAGAUGAAGUUGGAGGAAGAAGAAAAGAAGGCAUUGGCGGCCAAGGAGCAACAAGAACAGAGUCAGGCAAAGAAGCGGAACAAGAAGAAGAAGAAACAGGACAGAAUUAUAGAAUACGAGAACGGUUCUGCCGUGACAGAAGAUUCCGACAAGUGCCUAUUAGAGGGGGAUGAGCAGGAAGAUGUACCUGCUGAUGAUUCCAAAGACUCAAAACUCACUCAAAAAUCGUCCAGUAGAACUUGCUCAUCCAUCAAAUUCCUGUUCACCUCAAUCGUGAUUUUUGCCUGCAUAAUGUUCUUCCUGUUGUUCAUACUGCACCUGCUCGACGAGGAGACGUACAGCAUUGUCAUCAAAGAGCUGACCAAACGCUAUCGAAAGGUCGCCGGCUACUUUCCGAAACCAUGGUCGAAAAAGUUGAACCGCUACUACCUGAUGACCUUGAGGUACGGCACAAAGUUGUCGAAACAAGGCGUUGAGAUGGCGAUACGUGGCUUCGAACAGGUGCAAGACUUCCAGGUUUGGCUCAACUCUGACGAAACCGUUCAGUCCUACUUUGAUAUGGUGAGGAGCUGGUGGCAAAUGGUCUACAUCAAAGUUUCCGAAAUGUACAGAACUGUGACUGUCUAAAUAGGUGAUAACAACUGUUUCCAAAGUCCUACUUUGUCAUGGUUAAGAGUUGGUGGCAGAUGUUCUAGUUUCCGAAAUGUACAGAACUGUGACUGUCUAAAUAGGUGAUAACAACUGUUUCUAAAGUCCUACUUUGACAUGGUUAAGAGUUGGUGGCAGAUGUUCUAGUUUCCGAAUUGUACAGAACUGUGACUGUCUAAAUAGGUGAUACAAAAGUCACUGUUUUGAAAGUAAUUUUGUCAUUGAGAACUUGAGGAGUCGGUGAUACAUCUGUUUCCAAAGGAAUUGUGUUAUUAUGAGCAAGAGGAGCCAUAAUGUUCACCCAACAUGUUGACUGUUUAAAAUAGGUCAUACAUUUAUUUCGAAAAUAAUUCUGUAGCUUGGUGCAAAAACUACCAAUGUCAUUUUUUUCAAAAAUGAGUUUAAUACACUAAUACAUAAUAAUAAAACAAAGAUAUUGUCAAAUUCCACUAAAAAUUUAUUAAAAACUUUAAAACAGCUGUCCAUUGUCAAAUUCCACUAAAAACAUUAGUGAAAUUUGACAAUAUCUUUGUUUUCUUAUUAUGGAGAGAUUUCACAACAUCACCAUCAAUUCUACUAAUUUUAUUACACUAAUACAUCAUUAAUAUAGAUUAUUUUCAGUUCCAGAAGUGCCCAUGUCCUAUCUCAAAGCAAUAAAAAGUUAUAAAAUUUAUACUAC